AUGGAUACUAUUAUCACAAUAAGUGCUAUUGUCGAUAGUCGACAACCUGCGGAUUCCGAUGAAACCUCGAUACCUCGUGGAAAUCAUGCUGCGAUACCGAAUAAAAUGAAUCAGAAGGCAAUACAUGCAUUACUAUGGAAACUGGAUAAAUGCUUGAUACCAUUUUUAACUCUACUCGAAUUGUUCUCAUUUUUAAAUCGGAUUAAUAUUGGCAAUGCCAAAAUUGCUGGUAUUGAACAUGCUCUUAAUUUGACUCAAAUGGAAUCCAGUUGGGCAGUAUCGAUAUAUUUCAUCGGUUUUAUGCUUCUCGAAAUUCCAUCUAAUUUGAUUAUGCGAUACAUCGGUCCAUCGAAAUUUCUGUCAAUUAUUAUGAUCAUUUGGGGUCUAAUCAUGGUAUCAAUGGCAUUUGUACGAAAUGCAGCUGAACUUCUAGUCACACGAUUUUUUUUGGUGAAUACAAAAAUUCCAAUCUAG
Messenger RNA from Rotaria sp. Silwood2, 474 nucleotides. The record is from the annotation of a GenBank genome assembly. NCBI's taxonomy places the organism in Eukaryota, Metazoa, Rotifera, Eurotatoria, Philodinida, Philodinidae.